Messenger RNA from Cutaneotrichosporon cavernicola, 2322 nucleotides. RefSeq lists its product as uncharacterized. The coding region runs from base 1 to 2322 and encodes 773 amino acids. Lineage: Eukaryota; Fungi; Basidiomycota; Tremellomycetes; Trichosporonales; Trichosporonaceae. The record is from RefSeq and is a predicted model, not a curated record. The transcript has a single exon.
AUGGCCCUGCCACGCACGCCGCAGCGCGGCCACCAUGCCCCGGUGGCACCGACUGAAGUGUCGUACCCGGCAUACUCCCCCACCCCUUCUUCUAUCGACGCCAUCCGGCACCGCGCUCACCGCAUCGAGCAAUGGACGCACCAGGUCCCGCUGUCACCUGGGAUGAGUGUCGGCGCCAAGAGCGCCGUCUGGAGUGAUGACCUCGGCACCGUCGCCGAGGAGAGCAGCGGUCGCGCAGACGCUCAGCCACGCGAGUAUCUCAAACCUCCAUCGUCCAACGGUCAUGGGCAUUCUUUGCUCCAGAACUCGUCAGUCCCAUCGCUACGCCGACAGCCGCCAGUCCCACUCCUUGCCCAGACGCCCCACUACUUCCCACAACCAGAACUCUCCCGUGGGGAGCAUCUUUCUCGAUCACCUUCCUUUCAUCCUACCGCCCCAGCCCGCUCGGUCCGCUAUGCACGCGAGGCGUAUCUCAACCAGGCGCUCGAGCUACCUCUUGACAUGUUGACGCAGGUGGCCGCGCCAAACGAGAUCUACGAGCCAGAACCCCUUUCCAAGCCAGGUCGUGUGGGUACCAUCCUCUCGCGCGCGCGCAGCACAGUGAGCCUCAAGGGAGCUGCCGCGGCUGCACCCUCUCAUCCUGCGGCAGCAUCUUUGUCGCCGAUGCACGAUCAACCCCAUAUCUUGCACCGCUCGCCGUCAAUGGCCUACACCAGGCGUCAUUCUCAUCAGUCGCUCCGCAGUGUGCCGGAAAUGCACAUAUUGCCCAAGCUGGUCGCCAAUGCGCGAGCGCCACACGCAGGGCGUGGUCCUGAGGCUCGCCCCGUUGCCGCUCAGUCCCCAGCCCCUUCGUACGAGGACAGUAAGUGUUCUUCAGUGCAAACCUCAGAAUCUGGGCACUCUUUCGUCAAGGCAGAUCCUCUGCCUACUGUCCCGCAGUCGCAACCGAACGCGUACCUCGGGAACACCGCCGAACACAGCGUCAACCCUACAGGUGUUGCGAACAAAGGAGCCUCAACCCAGCCAGCGUCUGCCUUUGGGACCUCCCUGCUGAACCAAGACCCCAUCCCGACCACUCAUCUCGCUCGCCGCACCACCUCGCGCGGACAUCAUCACGCACCCGGCCCCGCGGCUCAACCAGGCGCUGGUGGACAAGUCGAAGAGUUCUCGUCGAGCCCAGAACGCCACCCGUCUGUCCGCACAGACCGGCGACCUCCCCUAACAAAGUCGGCGUCAGUCGACGGACAGAUGUACCGCACCAGACGAGUCAACCGCGCGUCGUCGUCGGCCAGCGAGCGCACGGCAUCCGACCACGGAGUCGUGUUCACGCCCUCGAGCGUCAGCAUCGACAACAUCCACGAUAACGGGGAGCGUAUAGCGUUCGAGGUGCCCAAUCGACGCGGCAAGCUGCAUGUUUCACUUGCCUGGCUUCCUGGGCGGAGGCGAGGCGCCCAGAGCCAGCCAGCCUACGGCCUACGUGCGACCGACCGGCGCGCGUCUCUCCAAGUACCUCCCCAUCCCCUGCAGCCCCCGUCCCAUCGCCGCUCGUUCUCAGCUUCUGAGGGUUCUUCCUAUACUCACCCUCCCCGCUCUCCUCACCACCCCGCCCACGCACCUGCACAGCAUGGCGUCCCCCCAGCUGGCGUUCCCGAUGGUCACUUCAUGCCAGGUACGGUGCCGUUCCAGGCGCCAGGCUAUGGCCUCCACGCCGGUGGCCAUGUCCCGCGGCCGAUGACAGGCGCGUACCCUGCAAUCGGCCCGCAACCUCCCAUGAGCCACCAUCCGCCCAUGAAUCCCCAUCCUCCCAUGAGCCCACAGAUGGCCCCCGGCGCCCCUCUGUUCGGCGCACAGCAGGCGCCCCAAGCUGGCUACCCCAUGCAACCAGGGUACGGUUACCCAGCCAUGCAGGCGCGGCCUGGUAUGCCGAUGGGUCCGUGGCCUGGGCAUGGCCAAGUGCCGCUCAUGCAACCCGCACCGCCCGGCCAUCCUGUCCCCGUGCCCCAGCGGGCAGAUGCCGGUCGCGGCCCAACCCCCAGACGCGAACACAUUCCGUCCCGCGCCGCUACGUUCCCCGCACCCUCGACGGGUAGCCCAUGGCGCAAGCUAUGGCCAUUUGGCAAGCACACCCACAAUGACACGUUCCUCAACGGUCCUGCCGUUCCUCCCAAGACAGCUCGCUUUGCGGAGCCCAUCGUCAGAGACCACAAGUCCCAGAAGAAAACGGACCGGCAGCGGCGUGCGCAGCGCCGCGACGAGCGUGCCAAGCACAAGUCUGGCAAUGCAGUCAAGACCCAGGGCGAGUCGGGCAAGAAGGCCAAGUAG